AUGCGGCACUCAAAUGAAGACGAAGACGAGGACCUCUCAACUUCCGCCGAUGCGCCCUUGAUUGCCCCUACCCAGACUCCCGUCAACACCAACAAACAUGCUCCCGCCAUCACAUUCUCAUCCACCUCCCCAAUCAUCCGCUACCUCACCCUCUCCGCGGGCAUAUCCGGCCUCCUGUUCGGCUUCGACACCGGCGUAAUCUCAUCCACCCUCGUCUCAAUCGGCACAGAUCUCUCUAAUCGCCCACUCACAACACCAGACAAAGCUCUCGUGACGGCCAUCACCUCUCUAUUUGCCCUCCUAUCUGCUCCGACGACAGGCUUCUUCGCCGAUAAAUAUGGCCGACGAUCUGUCAUCUUCGUGCCAGCCGUGCUUUUCAUUGUUGGAGCGGUCGUGCAGGCUUUAGCACAUUAUGUCUGGACGAUGGCAGCUGGGCGAGCUUUAGUCGGAGUAGCGGUUGGUGUAGCAUCGGGUGCUGUGCCGCUGUAUAUCACGGAGCUGGCGCCUGCGGAGUUGAGAGGACGACUAGUGACGGUGCAGGCGUUGUUCAUCACAGGAGGGCAAGUGGUGGCGUACCUGAUUGGCUGGAUCUUUGCGAGUUGGCCGGGUGGGUGGCGAUGGAUGGUGGGUCUAGGAGCGGUGCCGGCGGUGGUGCAGUUGGGCUUGCUUGUGGCUAUGCCGGAGACGCCGAGAUUUUUGGUGCAGAAUGGAGAGGAGAAGAGGGCAAAGGAGGUCUUGACGAAAGUCUUUGCCGGGCUUGAGGGCGAUCAGAUGGAGGAUGCAGUCAGAGGGGUGCUGGAGGCGGUGAGAGCGGAGAUCGAGGCAGAGGGGAUGGCUAAUGGGAAAGGGUCUAUGGCCAAGGCGAAGGAACUGGUGGGCGUUCCUGGCAAUCGGCGAGCCUUGAUCAUCGCCUGUAUGCUACAAGGACUACAGCAACUGUCUGGAUUUAACUCUCUCAUGUACUUCUCCGCCACGAUCUUCGCCCUCGUCGGCUUCACUUCACCAAUCUUCACAUCCCUCUCCAUUGCCAUCACGAACUUCAUCUUCACCCUCGUCGCCUUCACUACAAUCGACACAGUCGGCCGGCGCGCCAUCCUCCUCCGCUCAAUCCCGUUCAUGAUCCUCGGCCUACUCUCCUGCAGCCUUGCUUUCAUGUUCAUCGACACCUCGGAUAUCAAACCCCCUCCUUCAACCGCAAACACUGCUUGGCCAUACGUUCUGCUUGUCAGCCUGGUGCUUUACGUCGCCGCUUACGCUGUGGGAUUGGGCUGCGUGCCAUGGCAGCAGUCCGAACUCUUUCCGUUGCGAGUACGAUCGCUGGGCUCGGGAGUGGCGACGGCAACGAAUUGGAGCAGCAAUUUCGUUAUUGGACUGACGUUCUUGCCGCUAAUGAAGUGGGCGGGACCGAGCGUGACGUUCGUGUUGUAUGCGGCGAUAUGCUGUGCUGGGUGGAUGACCAUUUGGAGGAUAUAUCCAGAGACGGCAGGAUUGGAAUUAGAAGAUAUCGGAGAGCUGUUGAAAAGUGGAUGGGGCGUUGGGAAGAGCGUUGCGGAGUUCAGGAAAAGAAGGAGUAGGUCAAUGGAAGAUGAAAGGAACGAAAGCGAAGAUGGACAGCGAUGA
Molecule: messenger RNA, 1620 nt
Organism: Zymoseptoria tritici IPO323
Lineage: Eukaryota; Fungi; Ascomycota; Dothideomycetes; Mycosphaerellales; Mycosphaerellaceae
Exons: 2
Coding region: 1-1620 (539 amino acids)
Biological process (GO): transmembrane transport
Cellular component (GO): membrane
Molecular function (GO): myo-inositol:proton symporter activity
Source: RefSeq, a predicted model, not a curated record